This is a messenger RNA of Meloidogyne enterolobii, 882 nucleotides long. The record is from the annotation of a GenBank genome assembly. NCBI's taxonomy places the organism in Eukaryota, Metazoa, Nematoda, Chromadorea, Rhabditida, Meloidogynidae.
AUGGUAUAUUACAAACUUGGUCGUUGUACUGUUUGCCAAUUUCGUUUAAAAGUUGAAAAUGUUUAUAAUUUAAGAAAUUGUAAUCACACAUUCCAUAAAGAAUGUAUUGAAAAAUGGAUUACUGAAGGGUCAAACAUUUGUCCUCGUUGCCGAGAAUCUGCUACUUUAAAUGAUAUUAAACAACUUUUUUUGGAAGACGCAGAUGAUAGUUCUGACGAUUCUAGUGAUGAGUUAAUUCAAAGUUCAAGUGAUUGGUCUACACAAAAUUCUAAUAAGGCAAAUGAUUUAACAAAUAAAUUGAACAAUUUAAAUUGUAAAUAUGUGAAUUUUGUUAAAAUUAAAAAUAAAUGGAUUAUUGUAAACAAUUGUUGUUUCAAUAAAUGUAGUGAAAAUACAGACGACCUCCUUUCUAAUAAUUGUAUUAAAGGAAAUGGAUUUGUAAAGUUAAUUAAUGAUGAAGAUAUUAAAUAUAUUAAUUGUGUGAAGAAGGAUGUUUUGGAUGGAAGUUAUGAUAAAAGAGUUGUUGUUUCUGCAGAAAAUUCAUUCACUAGACCCCAAAAUUCUUCUAAUUAUUCUUUAUUUUAUUUUGAAAUUAAAUGUAUUUUUGAGGGAGAAUUUGUAAAUAAUAAUGGAAAAUGGAUGGUUAUUGGCCUUAAAAAUUGUAAUACAAAUUCGAGAAUUAAAUAUAUUGCUAAGAAUAUUUCCAUUUCGAAUGAGAAAAAUGAAGAAUUUAAACUUUGCCAGACACUUUUUUGGAAGAAUUAUUAUACUUUUGGUUGUGGAAUAGUCUAUCCUGAAACUAAGGGAAUAAAUGAAGAAUUUCCUUAUAUUUUCUUUACACAAAAUGGGAAACAAAUUGGUAAUUAUUUAAAAGAAAGUUGA